This is a messenger RNA of Suillus clintonianus, 921 nucleotides long. RefSeq lists its product as uncharacterized. The transcript is spliced from 3 exons. The record is from RefSeq and is a predicted model, not a curated record. The coding region runs from base 1 to 921 and encodes 306 amino acids. NCBI's taxonomy places the organism in Eukaryota, Fungi, Basidiomycota, Agaricomycetes, Boletales, Suillaceae.
AUGUCCUGUCUGCAUCCGUCCGUCCUCACUGUCCCGUUGCGUCCUGCAUAUACCUGGUACCUUACUCGUUUUACCUGUUUACCUGUCCUGAUACCUGGUACCUUCCCUGUCUCGCAUACCUGGUAUUCCCUAGACUUCGCAUCCGCAUACUCCGCAUCCCCGCGCAUCCGCACCCUUCUACGCAUCCUCCCGCAAGCAGCUGUUCUGUCUCCAGCGCAUCACUUCCUCCUUCACUGUUCCCCUCGCUCAUACUUGAGGAACUGCUCUCCGAGCUAUCCCCUUGGGUCGAUUACUAUUCUCGCACCCAGCAGGAUCGGGGUUGACCUUCUGGCAACUAUAUCUGCUUCUCUCGACCCUCGCCUUCAGGCCGUCCGAGACGAAGAUCGUUCAGCACGCGCCAUUCAAUCUACACAGGUCAUGUCGCUGACCACUCAGCUCCGUGAUGCACACGCCACCGUCAAUAAACUUCAUGGCCAGCUUGCACAAGUCGAACGUGAACGUGCUAAUGCUGAACGUCGUGCAGACCGUCUCGAGAUGCAGCUUGAAAUGGCCAAGUUCAUGCAGGACUCUCGUAGUGGGCACCAGCAGCAAGAACGUGUUCGUCGUGAGACAAUCUAUAGAGAUGGAGGCCGCUCGACAAUCUGGGUCACACCUGACGAGGCUGGAGAUGACUUUGGCCUUGAUGACCAUGAUGUGGUCUCACGACGUGACAUUGUUGAGGACCAGCGUGUGGGUCGUUACACUCGUGCCAUUGUUCCCCGAGUCCCGAUGACCCCUCGUACAUCUGCUACACCUCGUGCUUCAGCUACCCCUGCCAGUGGCCCAUCCUCUGCACGUCUCGAUGUCUCAUUCACACCAACAUCAAUUACCAUAUCUCCCAGUCAUGGUAGGGAAUCCAAAGGUCCCAAUGAGAUAGAUUAG